Messenger RNA from Trichoderma aggressivum f. europaeum, 765 nucleotides. RefSeq lists its product as uncharacterized. The transcript has 3 exons. Bases 1 to 765 code for a protein of 254 amino acids. Gene Ontology annotation, cellular component: mitochondrion. The record is from RefSeq and is a predicted model, not a curated record. NCBI's taxonomy places the organism in Eukaryota, Fungi, Ascomycota, Sordariomycetes, Hypocreales, Hypocreaceae.
AUGAUUCGAGCGGCGUUUCAAUCGAGAGCGACACCGUUUGGGGCGGCCAAGGGCUCGACGGCACAAUAUGGAGCAUUGAGGGAUGCGUGGGCAAGGCUGUCUUCGUCACAGCCCGUCUCAAGGCUCCAGAGCAGCAGUAGCAGCACAUCAUGGACGAGGUUACAUUCAAUUCAGCUCUGGCGGGGAACCACGCGCCACGGCGCUUCGAUGCGACCAAAUGUCAGGAUAGCUGACGGCUUUGCGAGGGGGGCGCAAAGGCGGAGCUUUAUGUUCUCGGCAUGGAGGCGCAACACGGCGCAAGGGGCCCAGGAGAAGUUGUCACUGAGCGGGAGAUUCAAGAAGCUCUCCAGGGAAUACGGGUGGUCGGCCGUCGGAGUCUACUUUGCGCUCAGCGUGCUGGACUUUCCGUUCUGCUUCCUCCUGGUGAGGGUGGUCGGGACAGAGCGUAUAGUCUCCAAGUUUAUCCCCGAAUCGGUGCGAGUACGAUGGAACGAAUGGCGAGAAUCUCUCAAGACAGAAGAGAAGCAGCAUCUGGGCAGCAACGGAAUCAGCGACAAGGUGGAAAUGGCGGGCUGGGGAGUAGAGAAGGCGCAACAGCGCAACAAAGAAGAAGCCAGCCUGGCAACGCAGCUGGCGCUGGCGUACGCAAUCCACAAGAGCUUCAUCUUCCUUCGGGUGCCCUUGACAGCGGCGGUGACGCCCAAGGUGGUCAAGGUGCUUCGUGGAUGGGGAUGGAAUAUUGGCAAACGGACCCCACGGUCAUAA